This is a messenger RNA of Pleurotus ostreatus (oyster mushroom), 2250 nucleotides long. RefSeq lists its product as uncharacterized. The transcript is spliced from 14 exons. Gene Ontology annotation, molecular function: alpha,alpha-trehalase activity. Lineage: Eukaryota; Fungi; Basidiomycota; Agaricomycetes; Agaricales; Pleurotaceae. Gene Ontology annotation, biological process: trehalose catabolic process. The coding region runs from base 1 to 2250 and encodes 749 amino acids. The record is from RefSeq and is a predicted model, not a curated record.
AUGCUGACUUCGUUGGCGGCGACGUUGGUCGCAUUGACUACCCAUGGAGCCCUUGCACAAACUUCAUCCGCGACGGCGCCAGGACAGUCUGCGACGAGCUUGUCAUUGCCCAUUUCCACCGCGGUCGCCAGCCCGACUGCCUCGUCAGGCGCUAGCCUACCCUCUCAAGUCCAGCUGCCACCAAGGCAAGCAUGGUGCCCUGGUGAGAUCUUUUGUGCUGGAGAGUUACUUCAAACCGUCAACCUUGCUGGCCUGUUCCCGGAUGCGAAAACCUUUGUUGACAAGCCCACGAGCAAGCGGUCCCAGGAAGUUCUUAAUGAGUUUGCUAAUCUCAGCUCUACGCCGACCUUUGGGGAAAUUACGAACUUUGUCAACGAUGCUUUCCGGGGGGAGGGCCUUGAACUACAAGCUCUUACCCUACCUGGCUUCAAAGACAGCCCAGCAUUCUUGAAUAAUGUUACAAACCCUGUGGUCAGGAGUUGGACGCAGAUCGUCCAUACCUACUGGAAUUCUCUCACUCGAGGUACGAACGAAACGCAGAUAUGUGGCCAGGGCCCAAGUGCGACUUGCGAGAGCUCUUUGAUUCCGUUGAACCACACCUUUGUUGUGCCAGGUGGUCGCUUCCGUGAACAAUACUAUUGGGACAGCUUCUGGAUUGUCGAAGGCCUCAUUGAGUCGGAGCUAUUCGAGGUGGUUAACGCGACACUUCAGAACUUCAUGGACGAAAUUGAAACCAUCGGAUUCAUUCCCAAUGGCGGCCGCACCUAUUACCUUAACCGCUCUCAGCCACCGGUCUUUAUUCAUAUGCUCGAACGUUACAUUACCGCUUCGGGAGAUACAUCGAUCUUAGCGCGCGCUCUACCUUUGGCGGAGAGAGAACUCACUUGGUGGCAAGAAAACCGAUCAGUGAACGUCACUAGCCCUACCACUGGGCGUAUUCACACAAUGUCACACUACAACGUUAACAACACGGCUCCUCGUCCAGAGUCGUACAUCGUUGAUUACAUCACCGCCAAUACCCCCGAGUUACCGGCCUUGAAUGAGAGUCAACGUGCCAAUCUCUACGCCGAGCUUGCCAGCGGUGCCGAAACCGGAUGGGAUUACACUGCUCGUUGGUUAAGAGAGCCAAACACCCAUGGUGAUGCUGGCCUGCGUACCCUCAAUGUUCGAGGCACUAUUGCUAUUGACCUGAACAGCAUCCUGUAUCAAGCCCAUACUAUCCUCGCUGAUCUCUACUCUCAGGCCGACACAGCCGCUGCAACCCGUCACCGCACCGCUGCUACCAACCUGAGGGAAGGUAUCUUGGACUUGUGUUGGAAUGCCACGAAACUCGCCUUCUACGAUUUCAAUCUCACGUCGAAUACUCAAAGUGAUUUCUUCUCUGCGGCCCACUUCUACCCUCUGUGGGCUGGUAUAAUUCCUGACGAUCUAUUACGCUCACCCGAAAAUGCUUUUGGGGCCUUUUCCACUGUCAAUAUGGUCAUGAAUCGCUACAACGGUACCUACCCCUCAACUUUCUUGGAUACCGGUUUGCAGUGGGACGCGCCGAACGCAUGGCCUCCGCAUCAAUACAUCAUCUUGCAAGCUCUCCGUAAUCUCCCUUCCAAUCUCACAUCUGGCGCUAUCGCCUCGCCAGCCUCCGAUCAGUCGUCGUUCACUUUGGUUCCUCGGGGCCAAAUUGGUCUCGAGGAAAACCAGCUUCCUGGGCAACCAUUACACGAACAGACUAAUCAGACACAAAAUGCAACAUUGACUGGGGCGCAAGCAGACUUGAACAGGCUUGAUGGGUCUGUUGUUAACGGCGGGAAUGCAACCCAAGGUGAAGGCUGGGCGCAGAUUCUUCAAAGAGAACUGGCGAACAGAUACAUAACUAGUGCAUUUUGCAGCUGGCGUGCCACCGGAGGCGAGGUACCCGGUCUUGUACCUAGGCUGUCGGACGCUGAGUUGAACGUUACCCAGAGCCUCACAAACACUGGCAACAUGUUCGAGAAAUUCUCUAAUCUUGACAUUGACUCUGCAGGUCGCGGAGGAGAGUAUGUAGUCCAGGCUGGCUUUGGCUGGACGAACGGUGUCGCCCUAUGGGUUGCUAGCCACUAUGGCAACGUGUUGAAUGCACCCCAAUGCCCCAAUCUCCUUGAGGGCGCUAGUGGUUCCUCUGGUCAAAACAACGGUGGUGUCGUCAGUUGGAAAUCCUUUUCUUACUUCGGCACCGCUGUUUCGUUCGGUCUUGCUGCCUUCGUGGCACUGUGA